This is a messenger RNA of Suncus etruscus (white-toothed pygmy shrew), 1494 nucleotides long. Its product is annotated as gasdermin-C-like. NCBI's taxonomy places the organism in Eukaryota, Metazoa, Chordata, Mammalia, Eulipotyphla, Soricidae. The record is from RefSeq and is a predicted model, not a curated record. The transcript has 10 exons. Gene Ontology annotation, molecular function: phosphatidylserine binding; phosphatidylinositol-4,5-bisphosphate binding; phosphatidylinositol-4-phosphate binding. The coding region runs from base 1 to 1494 and encodes 497 amino acids. Gene Ontology annotation, biological process: defense response to bacterium; pyroptotic inflammatory response.
AUGCCAAGCUUUGGAGACGUGGCCAAGAUUAUAGAAAAAGAGUUGGCCAAUGGAGAGAUGAAACCAAUUACCAAUCGAACGAGUGCUAAGCAUUUCCAUCCUUUUAGUUUGUUAUGGCAAAAGAAGAUGAAAUCAAAUUUUCUGAAGUCAUAUGAUAUUCCUGCUGAGUUCUCCCUCCUGGAUAUCCUGGAGCCAGGUUCUCCAAUUCCAGAUCCUGUGAAAGAACCAAUUGAAUUUCCCUGCAAAUCCAAGAAUACAAAGGGUAAUCUGACUACAAAGACUACAAACAGAUUAUUGGGAGCACUUAGACUUUUGAUUGGAAUGGAGAAAAAUCAGUCCCUUGAAUUCGACCCUGAGAUUCAAAUGAAAGAGAUCACACCAAAUAUGUGGGUAGACUUUUACCAGAGGACACGUUUAAAACAAGAGCUAACACUCCUGGAGGAAUUUCGGAGAAAAAAAGCAAAAUUGUAUGUGGUGUCAAAAACUUUGGAACUGAUCAAUUAUACUAGUUUCAAUGCCAAAAAUGAUUUGAAGUUGUCAGGAGAACUUUCCAUUGCUCCGAACACUUCUGUCAAGGGGAAGAUGCAGUCCCAGCUGCCUCCCCCCUCAGCCUUCUCUCCACUUCCUCCGGAUCCCCAGGGUUACCCCUGGCUGCCUGCUAAGGGUCCCAACAAGUGGGUUCUGGCGAUGAGCAGUUUAAAGGAGACCCCUGGCUUCCCCGUCCCUGCAGGACUUGGCUUCUCUCCCCAGGUUCAAGGCCAGAUAAGCACUGACAAAAAAACAAAUCAGCCACAGCCUUUACCACAGCCUGUGGUGGUGGCUUAUACAAAGAAGCAACUGAUUAUUCAGAAGAAAGUCUGGGGGAUUCUUCUCAUCGAUGAUAAAAAGCAGAGUACCUUUGAACAUGAUUUCAAGGAACUACAAGAAGAGAUAUCACGUGAAAUGAAGACACUAUCUCAGUUAUCAAAGAAUGUUCAGGUUGCUUUAUUCAAAAAUAUUUUGGUCAUGCUUGGGGACCGAAAGGCUCUUCAGGACCUUCUGGAUAUGAUGGAUCAAUUUCCCCAGGGGCAUUUGGAUGGCCCUGGUGAAAUCAUUCUAAAUGAACUGAGAAAGAAUUACCCAGGAAAUAAGUUGCAGCAUCUACUAUCCGGCAUCAUUUAUAUCCUUGAAGCCAUAAUGGUGCUGAAUGAUAUCCAACACAACCUUCUGUCAUUGUCCAUGAAGAAGAAGAUCCUGUGCUAUCAGCGGGAAGUGAUAAGGAGUAUCUUGGAGCCCAACUUCAAAUCCCCUGAUAGUAUUACUUUCACCAUCAAAGAAGAGCUUCUUACUCCACUGCAGGGGAAUGGAGUGGAUGUCACAUAUGAUCUGCUGAAAGAGAGUGGCUUGAAUAUAGAUCUAAAUAGCAAUAAUAUAACCUGGGAUCUGGAAGCCAAGAUGCCACUGACUGCCCUGUAUGAGUGCCUCUCACUUCUUCAGGAGCUGGCUGAAGCCUAA